GUUCGCUCUGUAACGUGUUCUCUGUAAACAGACUGCUGCAGAUGGACAGAGAAGAGGCUGCAGGCUGGGUUACCAGUUAACUAGCGAAGGGCUAAACAAAACUGGGGUUAACUAAGUAACAACAGCCUCUAGUGAUACUGUCGUUUAGCUUUAAUUUAAUUACUGUGUUGUGUAACUGCACUUUUUUGCUAUGUUUAGGAGCUAGCUUGUCAAGCUAGCAAACUAACCAGGAAAACCACAAACUUUAUCGGCAUUUCUGACGUCUCUCGCUCGUUUUUUAGUUCCUGUAUGGAUUAUUUAUGAUUUGUCCAAGCCAGUAUGGACAUAUUGUGUGGUUGUUAGGAAAUCAUCAGUGCGUUUUCGAUUACACGGACUUGUGUGCGGUAUGAGUGCAUCAGCUGGGGACAGAGAGUCUGGGAUCCCCUCGGACACCGCAAAGGAGGAAAUCAGUGGUCCAGCUUGUACAGGAGAUAACAGCAAACAUGACUCCGCAAUAUGUUCAGGCACCAGUGAAAUCAAGAGUCGUGCUGUGGUCAAGUACUCUGCUGCCCCACCUCCUACCAGCUACGCCCUCCUGCAGGAGAAGACGGACUUGAAGCUGCCACCUGCAAACUGGCUGAGAGAAAAUCCCCAGCUGGGCAGCGCUGGCACCACUAUAUUAGGGUCCAGCAGCAAGAGCAAGCCUUUUUCCAGUUUUGGGAUGGCCUAUGACUUCAUCGAUUGCAUUGGCGACGAUGUAGACGUCGUGUCAGACUCAGAGAACAUCAAGAAGCUUUUGAAAAUUCCCUACAGCAAGUCCCAUGUUAGUAUGGCUGUUCACCGCGUGGGGAGAACUUUGCUUUUGGAUGAGCUGGACAUUCAAGAACUCUUCAUGAGAUCCUCUCAGACAGGAGAUUGGACAUGGCUGAAGGAUUUUUACCAGCGGCUAAUAGAUCAGAAAUGGCAGAGGAAAAAGAAGAGUAAAGAGCACUGGUAUCAGAAAGCAAUCCUGUCAAAGUUCCUCUACUACAGUAUAAAUGGUGAAGGAGCUGCAGAGCCUGUAUCAGACAACCUGAAUGAAGGAGAAGAAGAGAACAGGGCUGAGGAAUUCAGUUCUUCGUGGCCUACAACUUUCACCAGCACACAGUCCGAUGUGGAGGAGUCAGAUGCGCCCAAAGAGGAAAGUGUGUCCAUGGACAGCAUGUUUGCUCUGGGCCAAGUGGCGUCUGUACCAAAAGAGCAAAACCUCCCCACACUCUUCAAUGAAGGGGAGAACAGUCAGGGUUUAAGGAAUGACUUUGUGCGAAACAUCAUGUGGACGUUCGAGGAUAUCCACAUGCUGGUUGGGUCCAACAUGCCUAUUUUUGGAGGCGGUCGCUAUCCUGCCGUCAGUCUGAGACUCAGGGACAACAAUAAACCAAUCAACAUUUUGACGGGGAUCGACUACUGGCUCGACAAUCUGAUGUGCAAUGUCCCGGAACUCGUCAUGUGUUUUCAUGUCAAUGGCAUUGUUCAGAAAUAUGAGAUGAUAAAAACAGAGGACAUCCCUCAUCUGGAGAACUCCACGUUUUCCACGAGAGUUGUGAAAGAUAUCGCCCAAAAUAUCCUCUCCUUUCUUAAGUCCAACUGCACCAAAGAGGGUCACACCUACUGGCUUUUCAAAGCUAGUGGGAGUGACAUCGUGAAGCUUUAUGAUCUAACUACUCUGUGUGAGGAGGCUGAAGAAGAGAAAUGUCAGAAUCCCUUCACUCUUCCUGUAGCUGUGUUGUUGUACAGAGUGGCCAGCAACUUGAUGCUGAAGGCGAGGCAGAACAGAAAGCACUAUGGCACAAUCAGAACUCUGCUCUUAAACUGUGUUAAACUUCUGGAUCAGGAGAGGCAUCCUCAGAUCAUCGCCUCCGCCCACUACAUGCUUUCGGAGCUUUUCCAGCUCGACGAGCCUCCCGAAGAAGAUGGAGGAGAGUCUCUGCGGGCCGGUGGCUCAGAGGACAGCUACAGCGACGAAGACAGAGAAGAAGAGGAGGAGGAGGAGGAUCUGAUGGAGGACAGCGAUGACAGUGGCUCCUACAGUAACUGCUCCAGCCCACAGGACGAUAGUAAAGCAGUGGCCGUGAUCCGCUCUGUAGGCGAGCUGUCGGUCCCUGAGAAAUACAAAUCCACUUACCAGAUCAGACCAAGUUGUGCUUUCCCUGUUUCUCAAGACAAAGAAGAACGGUGCAGACACGUCCUGAGCUACGUGUUGAAGGGGUUGAAGGCAGUGGACGGCAGCAUCAAGAAGGAGAGUGAUCUCCCGGCUGCAGACCCUAACACGCCCAUUCCCCUCAAAUAUGAAGACCGAAGUGCUAACGGAGCCUGUGCUGCUGAGAAAGGCAUCUCUCUUCUGCUUGAAAGAGCGGGACCCUUGCAGGCCGACCAGAAGCACCCGACGCGCUCAGGGAUGAUCCCCGGCUCCUGGCAGCACCGCAUGAAGCUGCAGCUCUUCCUCAAAGCCUCCAAAGCCUACUACGUCCUGUCUGAUGCAGCCACUAACUUGCUAAAGUAUGGACGAGCCUUGCGCUACAUCAAACUCUCUCUGCAGUGCUACGAUGCCUAUUGCUCAGUGAGCGGUACACUGCACCCACAAGUGCUGCAGUUUCACAGCCAGUGCCUGUCUCUCUGCGGGGACAUUCAGCUGAUGUUGGCCCAGAAUGCCAACAACAGAGCAGCUUACCUGGAGGAAUACAGCUACCAGACCAAAGAGGACCAGGAGAUCCUGCACAGCCUGCACAGAGAGAGCAGCUGCCAGGCCUUCAACAUGGCAACAGACCUGGCCAUGGAUCCCGAGUACCAGCUGUUUGUUAGCAGUAAGUGCUACGAAGCAGCGUAUGAACUACUGGUUUCUGAGGCUUUGAAAGAUCAUACCUCAGAUCAGCUGGCGCAGGUUCUCAAAAGGCUGGGAAACAUCCGCAACGAGAUGGGAGUCUUCUACAUGAACCAGGCUGCAGCCAUGCAGACUGAGAAAGAAGUGAAGAGAUCGGUGUCUGUAGCAGAGCAGGAGAUGUGGAAAAAGAGUUUUGCCUUCUUUGAGAAAGGAAUGAACGACUUUGAAGCAAUCGGGGACAGCACCAACACGGCCUUACUGCUGUGUAAUACGGGCAGGCUGAUGAGAAUCUGUGCUCAGGCUCACUGUGCCAUGUCUGCCGACCAGAGCAGAGGGGAGUUCUCACCUGAAGAGGCUCUUUACUACAACAAGGCCAUAGACUACUACCUGCGAGCUAUGAAGUCGCUGGAAAGCAGAGAGAACCACCCAGCAGUGUGGGACAGUGUAAACUGGGAAUUGUCCACGACCUAUUUCACCCUGGCUACACUUCUGCAGGAUUACGCCCCGCUGUCCAGGAAGGCACAGGAGCAGAUUGGGCGGGAGGUGACCGAAGCGAUGAUGAAGUCCCUCAAGUACUGUGACCUGCAGACUGAGUCAGCUCGUCAGCCGCUUUAUCAGUACAGAGCUGCCACCAUCCACCACCGCCUGGCCUCCAUGUACCACAGCUGCUUUCGCAACCAGGUGGGUGAUGAACACUUGAGGAAGCAGCAUCGCAGCCUGGCUGAGCUUCACUACGGCAAGGCUGUCUGUUUAUUCCUCAGCCUCAAAGAUGCACCCUGCGAGCUGCUCCGCACGCUGCUGGAGAGGGUGGCUUUUGCAGAGUUUACGAUGGCAGGUCAGAGCAGCAACGCGGCGAAACUGAAGAGCCUGACUGGAGCAAUAGAGAUCAUGACAGAAACUCGUUACGCGUUCCAGCUGAUUCAUAAAGAGCUGCUGGAGGAGCAGACAGAGUCGAGUGAAUCAGAUGCUGCCGAGUCAGCAGAGUCUCCAGAUGUGGCCAGCGGUCCCACAUCUGGACUGAACCUCCAGGAAGUGAUGAAGUUAAUUGGCGUGUUUGAGCCAAGCUUCUCUUUUCUGCUGCUGCAGCUGAUCAAGCUGAUGACAACAAUGAAGCGUAAACCAAGCAAUAAAGACGAGGAGCUGUUGAAAACCUACAAGAAUGUGUACUCAAAACUCCUCCGCGCUGAGAAAAAUGUACCUCUGCUCAGCCGUGUCAAGGUUUACAUCGAACUCCUGCAGCAGCUCACCCCAGAAGCAGAAAGUGACGACACAGGUACACAAAAAUCAUAACAAGGAGAAGACACUUCCAGACUACAUUCUGGGGAAGACUCGGAACAGUUUACAGACGCUGUGACAGAAAAAAAAAACAACCAUUCAUCGUCACAGACAUUAAUCACAUCCUCAGGCAACCCUGUCCUACUAUGAAUUACAGUUUCAAAGCUAAUUUCACCUCCUGCGCCUUUAAAAUGAUUUCAUCUUUUUUUUAGAACAUUUGCAUCACAGGUUUUCAAUUGUACAUUUUUGUGAGGAGUUGUAAAUUCAAGAAGACAUUAUUUAAUAUUAUUAUUAUUAUUGCUAAAGCAGUUAUGGGUCUUCUGUAAAGCUCCUAUGUGUAGGAUUUGUUUCUGACUACCAAACGUCACCUGGUUUGUCUCAUUUUUAUACAAAUGUCACGAUGAAAAGUCCUGCACAUAUGGGCUGAAAAAGACACAAAUCAUUUAGCACGGGGACGGAUUAAUUUAAAUAUGAUUGAUUGGUGUUUUUGAUAUUCAAUGACAUCAACAAUGCUGUGAAUAAAACGGAGUGAAGUGACGGCCGGGAGGCUACAAUAAGUUCAUACGCGUUAUUUGCUUUCCACAACAACGGUGUGCAAUAGUUCAGCAACAUUCAAUGCAAACUCAAGAGGCUAGUUUGUCCACAGUGCUGUACGUAUAAAUGUGACUUUAUAUCAGCAUGGAUUGCUGUGAGAUGAGAAUAAAAGCUUUUUAAAUUUUA
Acanthochromis polyacanthus (spiny chromis) is the source of this 4834-nucleotide messenger RNA. RefSeq names its product erythroid differentiation regulatory factor 1 (gene edrf1). Bases 386 to 4129 code for a protein of 1247 amino acids. Gene Ontology annotation, biological process: positive regulation of DNA-templated transcription. The record is from RefSeq and is a predicted model, not a curated record. NCBI's taxonomy places the organism in Eukaryota, Metazoa, Chordata, Actinopteri, Pomacentridae. The transcript is spliced from 25 exons.